Mizuhopecten yessoensis (Yesso scallop) is the source of this 438-nucleotide messenger RNA. RefSeq lists its product as uncharacterized. The coding region runs from base 12 to 386 and encodes 124 amino acids. The transcript is spliced from 3 exons. Lineage: Eukaryota; Metazoa; Mollusca; Bivalvia; Pectinida; Pectinidae. The record is from RefSeq and is a predicted model, not a curated record.
UUAAAAAAAGCAUGAAUGCGUUCAAUUCCAUGACAAAGGAGCUAAAAAGGCAGGGUAAAGCAGUUGUUGAGCAUCACCCCCCAAUCAAUGACGACGACCUGGAGACAUUGUAUGCUUACCUGUCAAGUGAUAGGGAAUCUAGGCAGCUACUACAGUACAAUGUCUUUGUCGACUUGAUGCUGCAUUUUGGCAGAAGAGGCAGGGAAAAUCUUGCUACCUUGAAAAGAUCUGACUUUGCUGUGACAACGGAUGCUAAGCAUUGUAUGUACGUGUACAAAGACACAGAAGAGAGGACAAAGAACCACCAGGAUGACUCGGACAGGUCAGGAGACGGCAGAAUGUAUGAAAUAAAAGAAAAUGAGAGAUGUCCCGUUAGGUCAUUAUGAAGUAUCUCCGGAUGCUUAACCCACAGAACAACAGGCUGUUCCAAAUGGUGAG